Molecule: messenger RNA, 672 nt
Organism: Quercus lobata
Lineage: Eukaryota; Viridiplantae; Streptophyta; Magnoliopsida; Fagales; Fagaceae
Exons: 2
Coding region: 1-672 (223 amino acids)
Source: RefSeq, a predicted model, not a curated record
AUGGAGGAGUUGCAAGCCAUUCAACACAUCCUAUCGCUAUAUGAAGGGGCAUCCGGUCAACAAAUAAAUCGGGAGAAGACAACCCUUUUCUUUAGCAAAGCAGUGCCUGAAGAAACGAAGAGAGACAUUAUAAGUUUCCUAGGAAUUCCAGAAAUCAAGGAAUAUGAAAAAUACCUUGGUUUGCCCACUGUAGUUGGUAGAAAUAAAAGGACAAGUCUCGCUUAUAUCAAAGAAAGGGUGUGGGCAAAGCUUCAAGGUUGGAAGGAAAAGCUCCUAUCUCAAGUGGGGAGAGAGAUCUUGCUCAAGGCGGUGGUGCAAGCUAUCCCCACAUUUGCAAUGAGUUGUUUCAAGUUGCCGAUAUGGAGACUACAAACAAAUAGAAAUUCACUUCUGUUUAAGGUUUUCAGCACAAAAUACUUUCCCACGGGUUCGGUAUUGGAGGCAAAAAGCAAGAAAGGCUCCUAUGCUUGGCAAAGUAUCCUUAAAGCAAGGCAUGUCAUUGAGAAGGGGAUGUUAUGGAGGGUUGGUGAUGGAUCACAGAUUAGGGUGUUCGAGGAUAGCUGGAUUCCGGGCUACCUUCCAACCAAAGCAGUACCACGCACGCUAGAAUGUAAGGAUGACUCCACGGUUAGCUCACUAAUAGACCUGACAACAAUGGAAUGGAAUGGCUAG